Lactuca sativa (garden lettuce) is the source of this 1254-nucleotide messenger RNA. RefSeq names its product zinc finger BED domain-containing protein RICESLEEPER 2-like. The record is from RefSeq and is a predicted model, not a curated record. Lineage: Eukaryota; Viridiplantae; Streptophyta; Magnoliopsida; Asterales; Asteraceae. Gene Ontology annotation, molecular function: DNA binding; protein dimerization activity.
AUUAGAUUGUCACCACAAAGAAUAAACAAGUUCAAGAAGGCGAUGAAAGAUUGUGGCUUACAAACGAAGAAGUUUCUAUGUGGUGACACCCCUACCUGAUGGAACUCGACUUUCGAGUUAUUGAAGUCUGCAUACAAGUUACGAGAGGCAUUUAUGGAAUUUGGCGUAAGAGAUAAAUCAUAUGAAAGGGAUCUCAGUAGAGUACUGGAAAAUUAUGACUUUGAAGUUGUAACCGAAAUGGUGAAUUUCUUUGAAAAAUUCAAGACAAAAACAGAUUUUGUUUCGGCUGCAUCAAAACCUUUGGUAAAUCUUUUUAUCCGGGAAGUCUUAGAUGUGGAAAUACAUUUAAGAAACUGGUCAACCAAACCAAUGUUUCUCAAAAUGGUAAAAGAACUGAAGACGAAAUACGACAAGUAUUGGGGUGCAUACAACAAGAUGAACGAUUUUAUGUACUUUGCGGUUUUACUUGGUCCUACCAUCAAAUCACCUUUUUUGUUACAUGCUUUUAAAAAAAUGAUCGGGUACAUGGAAGUGAUGGAACAACCAUUGACCCCCGUGGACAUAGACAUAAAAGCAUGUCCAAUGGUCCGAGAGAUUGAGAAUAGGAUGAAGAAUUUAUUUAUGACCCACUUGAAACGAUUUGACAACGGUGGAUCAUCUCAACAAGAAGCGAGUCAAAAAUUCAUUGAUGUUGACGAUGAUAACGAUUUUGUUUUCGAUGAUUUUCUUUGUAUGGGAGGUAGUAACUCGGGUCCAAAAGAUAACGAGUUUCGAACUUAUUUGAAAGAGAAUAUAGUUAAUUAUAAAAAAGAUUUUUCAAUUCUCGGGUGGUGGAGACGAAUCGCGAUUAAGUUCCCAACAGUUGCUCAGAUGGCGAAAGACAUAUUGGUGAUACAAAUCUCAAGUGUGGCAUCCGAGUCCGCUUUUAGCACAUGUGGUAGAGUUGUAAAUGAUUAUCGGACUAGUUUAUCAACUUUGAUAGUUUAAGCUUUGUUAUGCACCCAAGAUUGGGUGAGAAAGUCUACAAAUCCAAUAAUCGACAAUGUUGAUGACAUCUUGAACGAUGAUGAUAUAACUUUUGAGUUUGCACAAGCUUUAAACAUGUUAGAUAUGGAUGACAAAGAUAUGGGGAAGAGGCCAAUGCAAGAUUAGAUUAAGAGUUUAUGAAGUUUGUUAUUUUGAUUGAUUUUAUAGUCUAAACUAUGAUUUUUGGUGUUACGGUAAUACUUUUGUAUGUUUGUCUUAUGAUUGUUA